CCCAUUUCAGAAUGGGAGACACUUCAUCCCUGAACAAAAAAAACUGGCUUCUCGACAACACCAGCCUCCCUACCACAAGUUCUGCAAAUAUAUUGAAUCCUGACCUCAAGUGUUCCUUGUAUGUAUAUUCACUCACAGCAAUUAGAGCCAUCGAGCGUUCUUUUUUCGCGCCGUUGAAGCCUCAACGUUUAUUUGGAAGCUUUGGCGCAUCUCUUCCGACCUCGGGUAGUGAGAUUAGUUGAUGAGUGCUGUGGGUUCCCAUAGAAGUUUUGAAAUCCCCGUGGGCUUACUAUUACCACUAAAUAUAUUGGACUGGAGAAUGCUCCUCUUGAGGAAACUGAAGAGAUCUGAUAAACUCAUUCAACUCCCUUAUCAGAAUCUGUAUUGUUCUGUUGCGUUUAAAUCCCCCUGCCAAUUUCCUCUGUCAUCUGGGAACACAAUAGAAAUUGAACAAAUUGUUCGGAUCAUCAAUGACCACCCAUUUCCUGAUCGAGCACUUCAACCUACCCUUCUCCAGUAUAUCCCUCCAGCUUCACUCACCACAACCUUUGUGGAAAAUGUUCUUGGUCGUCUCUUUGCAGCCCACUCCAAUGGUCUUAAAGCCUUGGAGUUCUUCAAAUUUUCUCUCCAUCAUUCCCAAUUCAGGUUAAGUUCAGAUGCUUUUGAAAAGACCCUUCACAUUCUUUCACGAAUGCGAUAUUUUGAUAAAGCUUGGGACUUAAUGGUGGAAAUUGGUCAAACACACCCUUCCUUGCUUACCCUCAAGUCAAUGAGCAUCAUGCUAAAUAGAAUUGCUAAAUUCAACUCCUAUGAAGAUACCCUCGAAGCAUUUGAGAAAAUGGAGCACGAGAUUUUUGUUGGGAUGAAGUUUGGUACUGAGGAGUUCAAUGUACUUCUUCGAGCAUUUUCUACACAGCGUGAGAUGAAGGAGGCACGAUCGGUGUUCAAUAAAAUGCAUUCUCGAUUCCCUCCUAACACCAAAACCAUGAAUAUCUUGCUUUUGGGAUUUAAGGAGACGGGUGAUAUUACUUCAAUGGAACUUUUUUAUCAUGAGAUGGUUCGAAGAGGUUUCGAGCCCAACACUUUUACGUAUAAUGCUCGAAUAGAUGCUUAUUGUAAGAAAGGCUGCCUUGGUGAUGGUUUGAGACUUCUUGAAGAAAUGGAACGGGCUAAUUGCUUGCCUUCACUUGAAACAAUCACUACAUUGAUUCAUGGUGCAGGAAUUGUUCGAAACCCACUUAAGGCAAAGCAGCUUUUCGAUGAAAUUCCUAAAAGAAAUUUCCAGCUUGAUGUUGGGGCUUAUAAUGCUUUGAUGAGUGCUUACAUUAGAUCUAGAGAAGUGAAGUCUGCAAUGGACUUGAUGGUGGAGAUGGAAGAGAAAAAUAUUCGGCCCGACAAUGUGACUUAUCAUACCAUGUUUUUAGGAGUGAUGAAGUCAACCGGUGUUGAGGGUGUUUGUGAGCUUUAUGACAGGAUGAUUGAGCGAGAUUUUGUGCCCAAAGCACGGACGGUGGUUAUGUUGAUGAAAUUUUUUUGUGUUAGUGGUCGUCUUGAUUUGGGGAUGAAUUUGUGGCAUUACCUAGUGGAGAAAGGGUGUUGUCCUCAUGGUCAUGCACUGGAUCUCUUGAUAACAGGAUUGUGCUCUCGAGGGAGGCUACAAGAAGCUUUUGAGUGCUCUAAACAAAUGUUGGAGAGAGGAAAGCAUAUCAGUGAUGCAUCAUAUCGAAUGUUAGAGAGCUUACUAUUGCAGGUGAACUCGACAGACAAGCUGAGGGAGCUCAAUCGGCUGAUAAGGAAAUUGCAAUCAGUGUUGCCUCCAUCUAGAGGGCAUGCUAUUGGUAAUCCUGCCUUUGUAGAUGUAAGAUAACAUUGCGACGUGUAAAAAUUUCUUUACUUGUUUAUCAAAUGAGGAAGCUCUCAUUCCAGAACAGUGAAUGAGAUUGUUUCUUUUCAUAUUUUAAAGACUGGCGUCGGUUUUUGAUAUGCGAGUUAUGUACUGCUUUCUGCAUCUGAGAUUUUACAAGAAAUUGGAAUCCUUGCUGCCUUGGUA
Molecule: messenger RNA, 2050 nt
Organism: Tripterygium wilfordii
Lineage: Eukaryota; Viridiplantae; Streptophyta; Magnoliopsida; Celastrales; Celastraceae
Product: pentatricopeptide repeat-containing protein At3g61360
Exons: 2
Coding region: 242-1867 (541 amino acids)
Molecular function (GO): protein binding
Source: RefSeq, a predicted model, not a curated record